AUGGCUUCUUCAAGCUCAGCUGACCUUCUGCUACACCAACUUCCCAAGGAGAAUUUCUGGGAUCUUUCUGAUCUUCGUCUGUGGGAAGGCUCAACAUGGCUCAGAGCCCUCUGUUUUAGCAUCAUGAACGCAAAACCUAAUGAAGAAGAAGAGAAAGACACUCUAGCUGAAACCCCUCCCGAUUCUUAUGUUAGAAACUUAGAAGCUCAAGUUUAUUUAAAAGGCCAUUGUCCUCCUGAUCUAUCAAAUAUGCCUUCUCCUGGACUUUUUCACAGUCACUUGGCGUACAAUUCAUUGCCAGCUUCUAUCAAGAAUUCCAACUGCAAAAUGGUGUAUAUAACCAGAAAUCCCAAGGACACUUUGGUUUCAAUGUGGCAUUUCUUCAACUCCACCAGGACAUCGGAACAAGAGUCUUACCCAUUUGACAAGGCCUUUGAUAGUUUCUGUCAAGGGAUUGUUCCUGGAGGGCCAUUCUUUGAACAUGUUUUACAAUAUUGGCAUGAAAGCUUAAGAAGACCUGACAAGAUAUUGUUCCUCAAAUAUGAGGAGCUCCAAAAUGACCCAAAAGAGCAAGUUAGGAAGUUAGCUUCAUUUCUUGGAAGGCCAUUUGCUAAGGAAGAGGAGAUUGACAAGGUUCUGGGAAGGUGUAAUUUUCUGAGGCUCAAGAACUUGGAGAUUAACCAAAAAGGUACAAGUUCAAUGCUUAAUCUGCCUCAUGGUGCCUUCUUCCGGCGCGGUGUUACUGGGGAUUGGAAGAACUACCUCACUGCAGAGAUGUCUGAGAAACUCGAUCAGAUUACACGCACAAAACUGUUAGGAAUCAGCUCUGAUACCAGUUGUUGGGUAUUAGCUCUGAUACCACUCUUGUUAGGCCCUUUCAACCAAUUAAGAGAAAAUUAA
Jatropha curcas is the source of this 900-nucleotide messenger RNA. Lineage: Eukaryota; Viridiplantae; Streptophyta; Magnoliopsida; Malpighiales; Euphorbiaceae. The record is from RefSeq and is a predicted model, not a curated record.